GACAUUCGGGUCGGAUCGAAGAGGGGCUCGGCGGCCCCUGCGUGCACUUGUGCUAGCCCGGGCAGGAGGGAGCGCCUCUGCGGAGAAGCCCAGGAAGUGGGGGAGGGAGAGACGUGCCAGAAUCUCGGUGCCGGGCGCCCUGGUCGGCCGCGGAGGAGCUGCAGCCUCCAACAGGAAGUUGUGCGUCUCUGGCAUGCUACCUGCUCUGCUCAGUAACUGAAGUCUCCCCCAUCAGAGCUCGGCCAGGAAGCAAAGGUUGCCACAUCUCCCCAAGCCAGGCCUGCCUGAAGUGCUGCAUGCAAUUUGGCUGCUGGCUAGGGCACAUUAAACAGAGUUGUAGGCAUGGACUUCGUCAUGAAGCAGGCCCUUGGAGGGGCCACCAAGGACAUGGGGAAGAUGCUGGGCGGAGAGGAGGAGAAGGACCCUGAUGCACAGAAGAAGGAGGAGGAGCGGCAGGAGGCACUUCGGCAGCAAGAAGAGGAGCGCAAGGCCAAGCACGCACGCAUGGAGGCCGAGCGUGAGAAGGUCCGGCAGCAGAUACGAGACAAGUAUGGGCUGAAGAAGAAGGAGGAGAAGGAGGCUGAGGAGAAGGCAGCCCUGGAGCAGCCCUGCGAAGGGAGCCUGACCCGGCCCAAGAAGGCCAUCCCGGCAGGCUGCGGGGACGAGGAGGAGGAGGAGGAGGAGAGCAUCCUGGACACGGUGCUCAAAUACCUGCCCGGGCCACUGCAGGACAUGUUCAAGAAGUAACCGGCCCUCCCACCACAUCCCCACUCCACUUGUUACUUUUUUUUUUUUUUUUUUUUUUGGUUCUUUCUUUUCUUUUUAUUCAUUUAAGUCUCAGUUCUGAAGGGGAAAACCUCAGUUGGCCUCUGUCCCCCUUCCCUGGCCAGGGGCUCCUCCCCCUCAGCACUCUUCACACUCCUUUCAUCCCAGGGUAUCCAGCCUCCACCUCACUCCCAAGUUGCUUGAAAAGAAGAAGACAGCUUUUCUCCAGCAGGGGGUAUUGAACCCAGUACAGGAAGCACUGGGGGGCCCCCUCCAGAAGCCUAAGGUCUGUGCUGGUGUGGUAAUCCCCAUACAUUCCUUCAUGCACCCCACUGCCAGGAGGACCACUGUCCCCAGCCAGCCAAAGUAAUGACACAUUCCAGCCCUGCCCAGCAUGCUGACCUUUGGCCUCUAAACCCCAGUGGGCCUCCAGGUCAGGGCAGGGGCAUUGAGUGGCCUGGCUCUGAGGAAGGGAGUCAGGGUAAGUCUGUGCUGUUAGGGCCUAGCCUGAGGCUGGCCUGUUCUGUUCUGUCCAGGCCUGGGUCUGGGCAGGAGGCUGGGGCUCUCCUUCUUUCCUCCCUCUGAUGCCACCUAGUCUAGGAGCAUUCCUCUCCCAACC
Messenger RNA from Aethalodelphis obliquidens (Pacific white-sided dolphin), 1384 nucleotides. It is a transcript of the gene CPLX2, whose product is annotated as complexin 2. Gene Ontology annotation, biological process: neurotransmitter transport; synaptic vesicle exocytosis; regulation of neurotransmitter secretion. Gene Ontology annotation, molecular function: syntaxin binding. NCBI's taxonomy places the organism in Eukaryota, Metazoa, Chordata, Mammalia, Artiodactyla, Delphinidae. The record is from RefSeq and is a predicted model, not a curated record. The transcript is spliced from 5 exons. Gene Ontology annotation, cellular component: terminal bouton; SNARE complex. Bases 343 to 747 code for a protein of 134 amino acids.